CAAACCCAGUAUGUCUUAGCUCGCUGAAAUAAAGCUGGACAAGGAACUUCGAUUUAAUAUUGUCCAAGCUGUUGCAUAGUAUGGACGUAGUUGUAAAAUGUGCAAAGAGUUUAUACAACAAACGUUACGCCGUCAGUAUAAUAGGACAUUGCGACUUUAUCAAAUGAUCAGUGAUUUUUGCUAGCGAUUGUUCGUCUAGCUUAUUUUGGUUUCAUUGAAUUUAUUUCCAUUCAAGAAAAAUGUGGUGUCUCAUCAGCCAGGCCAAUUCGGUCGUUUUUGAAGUUCGAGUCGACCCCAAAGCCAUCGGGCAAGAGUGUCUCGAGAAGGUAUGCGAAUUCGUGAACGUGAGAUACGAAUCUGACUACUUCGGUUUGAAGUACGAAAACCACAAAGGUGAAGAAUCUUGGUUGAAUCUACGGAACCCAAUUGACAGACAAGUCACCUUCCAUGGCCACACUUCUUACCUUCGUCUGUCACUGCGAGUGAAAUUUUGGGUACCACCUCACAUUCUCCAACAAGAAAGCACAAGACAUCAGUUUUACUUAAACGCAAGACUGCACUUGCUGGAAAAACGCUUAACAGCGCCCGACUGGAACAGCAUUUCAAGACUGAUCGCUUUCAUCGCGCAGGCGGAAAGUGGCGACUUCAACGAAUUAGACCCUCCUCGAAAUAUCUAUAACUUAGCCGCUUCCGUCAGCCCUCUGAACCAAUCGGAGAAGCCCAACGAUUUGCUUCAGAGGAUCGUCCACGAGCACAAGGAGUGCAAAGGAAUGAAGAGUUCCUCAGCCGAGUAUUGGUUUUUGAAGGAAGUUUCGGAAUUUGAGAAUUUUGGGGAGGAGACUUUCGCCGUCAAGACCCAGAACAAUAAUAAUGCGGUGUAUGGUAUCGGCCCCCACGGAAUCACGAUCUACGGCAGAGAUGAGGAGAAGGAGUUAAUCUCGUUUACGAACAUCACUAGUGCUUCCUCUCACAAGCGCACUUUUAAGCUGGAAUACUUGACCAUCGAUAACCAGGUUGCCGUCUUAAAUAUUAAGUUAGAUUCUAGUCAUAUGGCUAGUAGCCUAUACAGGGCCAUCACCGAAGACCACGCUUUUUAUAGUUGUGAGACUGUGCGAAGUGCUGUCACGGCACAGUUCAUUCGCGACUUGAAAGGGACCAUUGUUUCAAUUUUCAACGAAGACUCUACCUUAGGCAAAAAGUAUGUCUUUGAUAUACGGAGAACUUGUAGAGAGGUGUAUGAUAACGCUAGACGAGCGCUGUAUUUAGAGAACACUACACAAGAUUUGGAGCGCAGGAAUCUCGACGAAAAUGGAAACGGGGGAGAGUGCAAAAAUUCCCAGGAGAAGCUUUCGAGAAUUUUAGACGCUAUGACCUGCAAGAUCUGCAUGGAUAGUCAAAUUGACGCGAUCUUCUUACCUUGCGGGCACGGUGUGGCCUGCACAGCUUGUGCCUCGAGGUGCGAGCGAUGUCCUCUUUGCCGAUCAGAUAUUACUCAAGCGCAGAAAGUCUUCUUGCCCAUUCAGCUUCCGAAUUUACUGCUGAGUUAGGGCAACAGACGAGGCGAAAGACUAAAUUCGCUAAAAGUUCUUGAUCUCGAAUAGUUUAAGUUUGGUUUUUCGAAAUUGUUGUGGAAGUGUUGUCAGGAAAAACAGAGUACAUUAGUGACAAUCGGAAAAGAAAUUUCGUUUUUGAAAUUAUUUUGUUGUGAUUUUUUGUUAACCAAAUCUCAUAUUGAGGUUAUUAUGUUACAAGUAAUGCAAUUAUCUAUAUACAAUUUUUACUAUGUAAAGUACCAUGGACCUAAAAUGUUUUAUUUUAAUAACUGCGACAAUAGUCAGAAACUGAGAAAAACUGUAACAAUGCAAAUUAUAUUAUUGUUAGUCAAGUCAUCAAUGCAAAAUGUUAAUUUAGGUGUAGUUUCAUAAAUAUUUGUAAAUAUCUAUAUCCAUAUAUGAUGUUAAUGUUAGUAUUAUUAAGAGAAAUUGUGUGAUAAGAAAUUUUGUUUUGUGAUAAUUAAUGCAUUAACAUGAAAUAUAUUUUCCGUUCAUUCUUGAAAAAAUUGUUGUCGAUGUUGAAUGUAUAAG
Messenger RNA from Zophobas morio, 2084 nucleotides. RefSeq names its product defense repressor 1 (gene dnr1). The transcript has 4 exons. The coding region runs from base 240 to 1547 and encodes 435 amino acids. Lineage: Eukaryota; Metazoa; Arthropoda; Insecta; Coleoptera; Tenebrionidae. The record is from RefSeq and is a predicted model, not a curated record. Gene Ontology annotation, molecular function: ubiquitin-protein transferase activity. Gene Ontology annotation, biological process: ubiquitin-dependent protein catabolic process. Gene Ontology annotation, cellular component: cytoskeleton.